Penicillium paradoxum is the source of this 1287-nucleotide messenger RNA. RefSeq lists its product as uncharacterized. NCBI's taxonomy places the organism in Eukaryota, Fungi, Ascomycota, Eurotiomycetes, Eurotiales, Aspergillaceae. The record is from RefSeq and is a predicted model, not a curated record. The coding region runs from base 1 to 1287 and encodes 428 amino acids. The transcript is spliced from 2 exons.
AUGUACAUUCCACACAAACGUCAAGAGGGUCAACGAAAUAAGGACAAGAUAUUUAUCAUUGCUGCGGUGUCCAUCCUAUUCGCGAUUGCGGUCGGUGUGAGCACCUACUACCUGUGUCGAUAUCUCCGCCAACGUCAAUACGAACCGAAAUACCUCCCGGGGAAGUACCUCAAGCAAAAAUGGAAACAGUGGUCGCCAGGGAAGUCCUCGUACGGCCAAGUCCCGAAUCAAACGUCAAAUCGCCCCGAUACUGCUUAUCGCGGAGCUGCUGCACCAGAAAUGCAAACCAAUGAAGGCGUCCACCGCGAAACCUCGAUCCGGUCUAUUAUGACCCUUCCCCCCUAUUCCUUCAGUCCGAAGCCGACCGAACGAGUCAUCGCCCGGGAAGGUGAACGCGGGGGGAUGGAUAUGGUUGUGGAAUACCCCGAGACUGCGGAAGAAGAGGAAACUCGCCGUGAGGAACAGAUGGACUCGCUGUAUCAAAUCCGCCUACAACGUCGUCAGGAACUAGCCGAUCGCGAGGCCCGCCGCCAAGAACGACGAGAAGCACGAGCGCGUGGUGAUACCGCUCGUCUCAACCUGCUGAAUGCUGAGACCCGCGCCCGGGAGCAACAUCGCCGUGCGGGAACCAAUAGCGCACUCAGUGUGACCACGGCCACGGCUCUCGCUGAGCAUCGCUCGCGAGAACGGGACCGUCGCAUCUCCAGUGUUACCUAUGCAGCAAUCGGCCAUGUUCGUCAUGACGGCUCGCGUCUUCGAGCCGACUCGCAUAAUUCCGACACGCAAGAUUCAGAUAGCCGACCGUUGUUACAAAGCGACGCUGUUAGUUCCACUGCGCCUUCCAUUAAUCCGUCCAGUGACUCUCGAAUCGAGUCUGUUGGUUCGUCCAUUAUGAGCGAGUCAACUGGAACGGAACUCGAUGUUUUAACUCUCGCUCCAACUACCACGCAUGGUUCAAGCCGACCAGCAUCACAAAGCGAUGAUGGAGAUUUGGGAACGCUGAACAUUCCCCCGCCCCCAGACUACGAUCAUCUGGACUGGGGUGAUGCUCCACCUUAUCAGAGUCCCGUUACCGAGCAAAAUCAAUUUGCCCGACAGCUACCUAGCAUCGAUCGCCUGCCUUCGAUACACGUCAAUUUGCCCAGUCCCGGCGCUGUUUCUCCCGUGACCCCGACUCAAUCAUCAUUCCAGAAUAGCAGCGAGGGACCUCCAACUCCGACAGGGUCGACCAUCGGGAUCAGGGUAGUAUCAGCAGCGUCGACAACUACCACCAACCACGCUCCAUGA